Molecule: messenger RNA, 3578 nt
Organism: Anneissia japonica
Lineage: Eukaryota; Metazoa; Echinodermata; Crinoidea; Comatulida; Comatulidae
Exons: 4
Coding region: 265-930 (221 amino acids)
Source: RefSeq, a predicted model, not a curated record
GUUUCAACCAUCUGUUGACGCGAGUUGACGGGAUGUGACACCAAUAACAACUCUGUGGAUGCCAGGAUAUGACUGAUUUGUUGCAUUUGGAAAAAAAAUACUGCUCUCGCGUCAUCAUGAUCGUAGUAUGAUUUCAAAGAACCUGCAACAAUUAUGAAAUUGUUACUGAAGUGAAAGAUAUUUGAUGCAAUGGUUGUUAGUAUCGAGGAUUGAAAUAAUUGGCUAGUCGUGACAUCUUUUGCUGCUGCUGUCAUAUCUGGAGUAAUGAUUUUAAGUUGUGUCAGCUGCAAAUGCUGGAGGCGUUUCAUGAAGAAGGAUAUAACAGAUGAAGAGGAACAACACGAAGAAGGUGAAGUUUACUCAAAUCCGUCUUUUGAUGACACAACACAAAAGGCAAAUACAUCUGUAGAGACAAAAAGAAAGAAUAAAUAUGGUUCAUCUGUUGUCAUUAAUUCACCAAAUAAUUCAAUUGAACCGUACCAAGAAGUGCCAGAUGGUCUAGUCUUGCAAAAUAGAUUUGCAGACGAUAACAAGUCUGCUCAGAAACCACUCUCUGAAUCCCACCCUCAUAAUGGUGAUUUAAAAGGUGCUGAAUCUAUUGAUGAUAAAUCAUCCGCUACAGACAGGACUAGUGAGGAUGGACAGUUGUAUUCUUCGGGGAAGCCAGAUGCCGAGUCAAACACAAGCACUAUUACCGUCAGCGUCGAGGUUCACUGUACAGAUUUUGAAAACCACCAGAAUGGAAUAUCCCAAUCAAGCAGUAAUAAUUGUACACCAAAACAACGUAGCAUUUUAGAGAACCAUGUUGGAAAUGACAUUGAAAGUAAUGGUAUGGCGUUACACAUAAACUCGUUCGCAGUUGAAAGGCUGGAGGGAAAUAUGAAGAAAACGAACGCAUUUCAAAAUGCAGGGAUGAGUAUUGCCUUGUGAAGAAUCCAGUGUUUUAAUAAUGAAUGCUAAUACUAUUUAAUCAUAUUUUAUUGGUGGCUCACAUAUAUUACAUUCAUACUCUUAUUCAUGUUUGAAAGCUAUACUGUAAUUGGCUAUCAUACUGCAUAAAUAAAUGAAAAUAUAAUAAUUAUAAUAAUAAGAUGUUUUAUACGCCAGUAUUUCUUAAGAUGGUGCCUGGUUCACAGGGUGCUUUUGAUAUAAGUUUUGAGUUUGAUAUGUGAUUUUCAGAGAUCAAUUGAUACGGAGAAACUCUUCUGGAGAUGUGGUGCUCCUGAUGAAAAUGACAUUUGACCCCAUGAUAUGCAAGUUUUUUUGUUUUUUUUUCUGAAAAAGUAUCCUUUGUUGAAGAUCUCAUCUUUUUUCAGCAUAAUAACAUUGAAGACAUCUUUGUAUGUGUGUAUGUACAUUAUAGAGGAGCCAUCAAAGUAUUAAUACACAAGUAACAGUAUUUUAAUGUAAGUUCUGUACAGUAGUAGCCAGUCUUCUUUUCUGUAGAUUUGUUUGAGUUGGUAAUCCAUUAGCUGUGUUUUUAUUUAAAGAGAGACUCUAUUUUUUGUUUGAGUGUUCAAUAGUCCACUAAGAACCAUGUUUUGAGUGUCCAGUCCAGUGGCAAGUUACAAAAUCGUAAAACAUGCUGUGUAGGUUGAUGUGUCAGCAAGUUGUUGCUGACUGUAUGUUCUGUACAUGUAACCCUGUCAUGAUCUUGUUUAAAAUUUAAAAAUUGUAUAAUUUAAUGUUUAUUUUAUAAUUCAAAUGGAUUUAAUUUUUUUUUAAUGAAAACUUUUAGCUAUAAUUAAAAUUCUCAUGAUUGUUUAUAGUUUGGAAAACUCUCAGAUAUUGAAUUUAUACAUCUAAUUACUUACAAAAAAAUGUUGAAUAAGUUUUAAACUAAGAUAUUGAAUGAUAUAAUUUACUUAAUUUAAACUGAAAAUAUUUUAGCUCUACUACUUCAGCAAACAUUGAUCAAGCAAUGAUGUUAAAGUGCAUUGACCUUUUGUCAUUACUUUGGUGAAUAGCAUCAUCUGAAAAAUAAAAAAUAUUAAUAAUAUUGAAUUUGCUAAUAACAUAAAUAGAACAAGUUAGUUAUCAUUCUUCCAAUAAGAGACAGCGAUCAAAACAAUUCAAUGUUUGCUUGAUUAUCAAAUUUUUUUGGCAAAAAAUUGUUGUGUGCUCAUAUUAUAAUAGUCAAGAUGUGCCUAUAUAUGGUCAUGAUGUGCCUAUAUAUGGUCAUGAUGUGCCUAUAUAUGGUCAUGAUGUGAUGUCAUGACCAUAUUUAGGCAUGUCACAUGUUUUAGUCAAAUGAAAUUUGAUAGUCUGAAUAGGCUUUAGACCUUUUACUGAAACUAUUGGUCUACGUUAAGUAAAAGUUUUUCUAAAAAAUGUAUGUAUUAAUUGGUGAGAAAACAGUUCAUAUACAGUAUUAGACAGUAGCACCAAACAGAGAAUAUAUCUUUACAUACGUAAGAUGUUGUGAGAUGCUUUAUCAAGAUUAAUAAUUGUACUAUUAAGCCGGGCAGCUACUGCGCCCGUCGGUUGCCGGCCGAUUCAAAUUUAUAGUGAACGCAACGCCACGACACUCGCAUCAGAUCUUUUUUUUAAUAAUGAUCCAUUUAGACUGCCACCGACAAUCUGCAGACAGCGUUGUCUAGCACUCGUAGGGAGCACAAGUGGAUUCGUCAGCCAACAGUCGUACUACCAUCGUACGACGCAUUGUGUGCACGGCUUGUGAAUAACAUGCAUUUUAUAAUCAGUGGAUUUUAAAUGCCAUUUAGUUCCAAUUAAUACAAAUGUUGAUUUAAAUGAGGUAAGAUAUUGAAUUGCUUUAAGCAAACUGCCAGUAAUAUUUUUAAAUAGAUAGUCGUAAAUUAAUGGAAAAACAAGGUAUUGGUAAUUUAGCUCUUUGUGAUGAAAUGUAAUCGAUUGUGGUAAUUCGAUGUAAACAUAAUGUUUAUUGUUAAUUUAUAAUAGAAUAGGUCGUGAAUUUAUGAUGAAAAAUACUAUUACCAAAAUAAGUAUCAGUAAUUAAUUUUAAUAUUAUUAAUAAGCGAGUGCCUUUGACACAUAUUCUAUUUCAUCUAUAUGUAAUUUAUUUCUUUAUAAUAUUGACAAUGUAAAUAUGAUUAUAAAUCAUGAAUUAUGCAAAGAGUUGCAUCUGUUGUUGAUUGCCAUGUUUGCAUAUAGAUAUAAAUUAUAUAAUCUAUAAAUAUAUAUAAUUAAUUAUGUAGGUUUGUGGUAACGCUUCCAAGCAUUGAGAUCAAAAACAACAUGUUUACCUUAUUUUAAUAAAUUUUCUAGAAUCUUUUAUCGAGUUGAUAGUCAUUAAUCAGCAAUUAACUGACCAGAAGAUAAUGUUUCAAUAUAUGUAAGAUUUUAGUUUUAAGAAUGAACAUAAUUAUAAUAAUAUGACAAUAGGCCUCACAAGGCACUAUUUUAUAACAUUAUUGUCUUCUUUUUUGAAAUAAUAAUAGCCUACAUAUAUCUAUAUAUUACUAUGAUGUUAAAUAUUGGAAGAAAACUUUGAAAGCGUCUUUGGUGCUCAUAUAGCUAUAGCUAAGUAAUAAGAAUUGUAUGCUAUACUUUAAUUACUAUGCAAAUAAAUGAAUUGUAUCCAUUGUAUAACUCAGGAA